Messenger RNA from Maylandia zebra (zebra mbuna), 4396 nucleotides. Lineage: Eukaryota; Metazoa; Chordata; Actinopteri; Cichliformes; Cichlidae. The record is from RefSeq and is a predicted model, not a curated record.
CAGACCUGAACUAGAAAACGAAAGUAGGUGAGGCGAGAAGAAACUGCAGGAUUUUCUAUUACCUGUGUCCGGAGUUGGGUAGAUAAUGAAAUAAAAUGUCACACAUGAUGGACAAGUCCACUGAGAACCCCAGCAAGAAGAACGGCAUGAUUGCGAAGCUUACAAGCUUCCGGCGUGCAACAUGGAAGAAUACGUCACUUGGUGGCAAGAAAUUCAAAUUGCAUGCACCCGCAAAGAACUCAGACUCUGCGGCUUCACCACAACCUCCGUCACCCAGUCUGAAUGCUGGCUCUGCAUCCACCUCUCCGAAGAGCAACCAGGAAAAAGAGGAUGAUGAGUCAGAUGUCUCUCCUCACAAAUCCAGACCACUGACACGAUCAAACACAGAUCCCACUACGUCCACUUUUGAUAAUACUGUUAAGAGAGUGAGAGAAUCUUUUUACUUUAGAUGGAAAAAGGACGAGGAUAAACCCCCCUCGAUCGAGGAAAAAGAUCCCAAUAAUACUGUUAAGAGAGAGUUUUCUUUUAGACGGAAAGGACACGAGGAUAGGCGCUCCUCAAUGGAAGUGAAACCUACGUUUGAGGAAUACCUUGAAAGGCAAGCCUUUUGUGAGGCCACUCAGCAACUGAUAGACAGGGAGAAACAUCUGUUUUGGGAGACAGCUGAGGCUGAGGCUAACAAGGAAGCGGUAGAAAAGCUUGCUGCAGACCAUAAAGCCCUUGAACAGCAUGUAUGGCAGAUUCUACAGCAGAGUCUUUCUCUCAGCACUGAGGAAGAGGUGUCUGCUUUGGCAUCUGCGGUGAAAGCCAUCAACCUUGAGGAAGAGCAGGACCAGCUGUGGAGACAAAAUCCUCAAACUCCACCAGCCUGGAGGCCCAGCGAGUGGAAGAAACACCAUGAUGAAGUGCUUCAAAAAUUAGUAAAUGGGCGUAUGGAUAAUCCAUCAAGCCCCAUCGGUGAUCAGGUGAACCAGUCAUCUAUAGAGGCAGAGAUCCAGUCCAUGGGCAGGCAGCUGAAGGAGGACCUGCAGUGGGUGGUGGAGGUUGUGAAGAACUGCUACCCACCAGAGAUGGACAUCUGUAACUUUUAUGCAAGACAGUACCAUCAAACUUUCAGCGCAAGACUCAAAAAGAUUGUGGGUUCUGUGGAUGACAAGGACUGCAGCUUCCUCCUGCGAUGGGUGAAGGAGUUUUAUCCAGGAAUCCUUGAAAAACCUGAGCUGGCCAGUAAUAUCAAUACUGAAGCGCUGGGAAAGCUGCUUCCUGACGAGUUACUGAAACCUCUGGAGGAGCAGUACCUCAGCAAACAACAGAAGGACCUGAUGAUUUAUAUUGGCCGAGUAUUGGAUGAAGCAAAGAAAGAGUGGGAUCAAGGAAAGGAGCCGACAAGAGAUGAUGGUUGCUACGUCAGUCCUGUGGCCUAUGAUGUCAUCCAGUUGAUCAACGGCAUCGUGACAUCAGCACAUAUAACUGUAAGAGACCCGCACAAGGCCCAGGAAAUAACAUCCAACCUGACUGACUUCAUGCAGAGGUAUCAAACUUUUCAUGAAGACGUCAUUAAGCAAAACAAGCCACACAGCAAAGCUUUCAUAAAGGCAAACCUCAGCUGUGUCGAACAGUUCAGGGACUUCCUUGUGGAGCACAAUCUGUUCCCAGAGGAUGUGCGGGAAAACUGUUUGCAGGUCCUGACUGAGAUGAAACAGUCUGCCCACACUUAUUUAUUAACCCCUGUGCACAAGAUCCUCAAACCACACUACCAGAAACUGGGAACCAGUGACUGGCUGAAGAAGAACACGUUUGAGAAGCUGCUGAACAGCACUGAAGACGAGCUUCAGGAACUUCAGGGUUCGAGUCAGUCCUCUUACCAGGAGCUGAUUGGUCAGCUUCAGCAGGAAGUGACAGUGGAAUAUGUCCGAAGGCUCCUGAAAGGAAAAGUCAAAUUAAAGAACACCAAAAAGCAGCAGAAGGCUUACAAGAUUGUGAGAGAAAAUGCAGAGAAACUCCACGAGCUGUUUGCCAGAAUGGGAUCCGAACAAGACUGGUUAAAGGAAAUCCUGACCAACAUCGCAGAAGUGCUAAGACUCCAAGAUAUUCCUGCCAUACAGAUGCAAAUCGUUUCACUGGGAUCUGCUUAUCCCGACCUCAGUGAAGAACAUGUUUCGGCUCUGCUCAAACUCAAAACAAACCUCUCCCAAGCCGACAUGAAUACCAUCACAUCCACUGUGCUGGACACACUAAAAGAAAGCUAUACUGGUGGUGAAACCCGGAGGUUUUUCUCCAAUGUUGUAAUGAUGAGCCCUUCAUUUCCAACAUGUAUUACAUCAUGCAGUGGAUAAGAUGAGUUGAAUUCCAGUGCUUUCAGUCUGUCAGUAAGGAUGUACAAAGUGGCUGCCAUGGGCAAGCCUGAUUCUAAUGUUACAGGUACAAUAACAAACAUCACACUGUGUGUGACCACAUGUGACCAGAUUGCAGGAGAGAGUCUUUCCUCUCUCCAUUUUUGCAUUUUGUGUUGUAUUGUGAAAUGUGCCCUUUGCAUGAUGCUACAGUACUUUAGAAUUUAAAUGACUCUGUAUCUUUUAAUAUGUUAGAUUUGUCUCUAACAGACGAUGUCACGAUUUGUGAGGCAAAUCGUGUGGAGACAAGAGAUGUGGACCCAAACGCAGACAAAAUAGAUGCAGGAGAAUGUUUAAAUUGAAGACGAGCCUUUAUUAGCACUUGAAAAGCAACUAGUGAGGGGAACAGUCACUAGCGAGGGGUACUAACAAAACCUACACUGGGAGAAGCUAACAUGAAACCUGAAACAAAGAAUGAGGAAACCUGAAAACUGGCAACACAGGUAGAGGAAUGGAGGAAAAGAUGAACAGGGGAUGAUAUGCAGACGAGGAAAAGAGGUUAACACACUAAAUAUUCACAGAACGUGAAAGCAAAACACUGAAAACAGGACACAAGACUCGCCAAAGUAAAACAGAAAACAUGAGACAGUUCACAAUGAUCCAGACUACACACUAAGACAUGGAAACGAGACAGACCUGGGAACAGAGGAAACAGAAGCAGAGACCCUAUACUAAAUCUAUAUUAAACAUGAGGGUCACAGGAAACAAAAGCUAGAGGACAGGACAGUGACAGAUGAUAAUGAAACAUGAUAACACACUUGAGAAAUGUAUUCACAUCACAUCAAAAAGUCUGUCAGUUUUGCAGCAUUUGGCUGAAUAUGUAUCCAUGUACACCUCCGAAUCCCCCCUGCUGCUACUAUCAGCAGUCACAUCUAAAUCAACACCAGUGGUCGGGUUACACUGGCAGCCAGUUUUCAGACUUUUUGUUGUGUCUCAGGGGAAAUGAUAAUCAGCCUAAGUGUUGCUUUUUAUUUACUUAUUUAUCAUUUUUGAAAGAUCAUCACUUAUGUGUUAUUUGUUAUUCCAUUUUGUACAGUUAAACUUUCUCCUUAUUUCUUGUCUUAGAGGUGCAGGCUUCUCUCUUAAAACAUCGUCACCACGUGCUCUGCUUCACUUGGACGUAAACAUAGUUUUGUACACAGAGAAAUGGGGACGAGGAAAUGUGCAUGUUUGUUCCGGAUGCUUCUGAUUUACUAACAUAUGCACCGUGGUGACAAUAAAAUAGGCUGGCAUGCACGUUUCACAAAUGGGAUUUUGCGUUUGAUUUCUGCACAGGGUAAAAAUAUUUCCAGGCAAAUAUUAGUAAAUGAGGCCCAUUGUCUCCCCAUGUUUCACAGAUAAUGUGGUCGUGAAAUCGGUCACAUGCUCUCUCCUCCUGAUUUUCUCUUCCCAUGGUUCUGAUACAAGUUAAUCUUGGUUUCAUCUUUUGAAAUAUAAUUUUUCGAGAACUGUAUGUCUGUUAGAUGUUUUCUGGCAAAGUCUAAUCUGACCUUCUUGUUCUUCAGUGUAACCUCAUGUUUGCACCUUGUUGUAAACUCUGUGUAUUUACAAGACACAAGAUGAGAGUUUUAUGUCAUGGUGGACUCAGACACACAGGCUUUACACCUAAACAGCAUUGAUGACCCUGGAUAAUAAUAACUCUGCUGGAAGUGUUUCCUAGUCUUCUAUUACUGUAUUAGAUACUGCUGAAAUAAUAGAACCGACGUCUUGUAACAACAUGGAUAAAUAAUACUCUGAUGCACUGGAACAUUGUUUCACAUGUAACCUUAUAGCGAAGUUUUCAUUUUGAUAUUAUCUAUUAGUUUUUCUCAGUGUUGUAAAUAAUACUAUACUAUAAUAUAAGGUACUGCUUUUAAAAAAUGUACACAACCACUGAAAAAAGUCAGAAUUUCUGCAAUAAUUUAUGUUUGUUUCUUGGUUUAUGCAAGUUAGUAUAGAAUAAGUCUUUAUUUUUGUAUUUAUACAAGAAUAAAUAAUAAAUGGAAAUAUCGUGUUUACAGUGA